This is a messenger RNA of Arachis duranensis, 3791 nucleotides long. Its product is annotated as probable leucine-rich repeat receptor-like protein kinase At5g63930. The record is from RefSeq and is a predicted model, not a curated record. Bases 448 to 3732 code for a protein of 1094 amino acids. Gene Ontology annotation, biological process: protein phosphorylation; hormone-mediated signaling pathway. Gene Ontology annotation, molecular function: receptor serine/threonine kinase binding; ATP binding; protein kinase activity. Gene Ontology annotation, cellular component: plasma membrane. The transcript has 2 exons. Lineage: Eukaryota; Viridiplantae; Streptophyta; Magnoliopsida; Fabales; Fabaceae.
UUUGAUUUUGAUUGGAACCAGUUGGUAUCAAACCAAAGAGGCACCAUUUGAAAUUUUGAAAUUCCAAAGACUACUGGAUGGAGAAGCUCUAUAAUAUUAUUAUGGAGUGUGUGGAAAGAAUAUCAAAUCUAUUCAUUCGUCCUUUGUCGGCCAUCACAAACCUUAACAUAUGUAAAGGAUCUCUUAGUCUCUCAGAUGAACUUGUCGUUCAAAGAAUGUGAUGUCUUUUAGUCCUUAAUUUAUCCACUAUUAAGCUAGAAUGUAUGUUCCCGUUAUUAUGGCAAGUAUCACUCUAGCUGUAUUGUCCAUUACAAAAAUUUCAACCCUUUUGUGAAUCUUAUAAUUUGCUUCAUUUCCCAUUUCUACUUAGAGCAGAAGAAAGUAUGCACCUUUAGUAUAGAAAGUGUACAUAAUUUGCGUCUGCAAGUGCUCUUAGUAGAUCAGCAUAUGGAGAAUAAUUCACGUGCAUUGGUUUUUACGCUGAUAUUUACUCUUUCAACUGUUGUGUUAUAUUGUCCUUCUGAAGGACUCAAUGCAGAGGGUGAAUACCUUCUUGAAAUGAAAAGGAAAUUUUCCGACAAAUACAGGUACCUGGAGAAUUGGAACUCAAGUGAUUCCACGCCUUGUGGGUGGAAGGGUGUGAACUGCAGCAUGGGAAGCAAUCCAGUGGUGGUGUCUCUCGACUUGCAUUCGAUGAACCUCUCCGGAUCUUUGGCUCCCAGCAUUGGUAGUUUGGUUUACUUGUCUCGCCUUAACCUCUCUGGAAAUUCCUUGACUGGGAUUAUACCCAAACAGAUUGGAAACUGCUCAAGCUUGCAAGUUCUUGCUCUCAACAACAAUCUUUUAGAAGGCCGAAUUCCUGUUGAAAUCGGCCAGCUUUUGGAUUUAACAGAAUUGUACGUUCACAACAACAGACUGUCUGGGCAUUUUCCAGUGGAAAUUGGUAACCUUUCUUCACUCACAGUAUUUACUGCAUACACCAAUAAUCUCACUGGAUCUUUGCCAAGUUCUUUCGGCAACCUUAAGAGCUUGCGACGCUUCCGAACCGGUCAAAACAUGAUAUCAGGAAGUCUACCCCAAGAGAUAGGUGGAUGUCAGAGCUUGGAAUAUCUUGGUUUAACUCAGAAUCAGAUAAGUGGUGAAAUUCCAAAAGCACUUGGGCUGCUCAAGAACAUAAAAUUUUUGGUCCUUAGGGAAAACAACUUCAAUGGGGCCAUACCCAAGGAGCUUGGAAACUGCACAAAUUUAGAGGUACUGGCUCUAUAUAGGAACAUGCUUGUGGGAUCAAUCCCAAGGGAGCUGGGAAACCUUGUGCUCCUAAAGAAGUUGUACCUUUACCACAAUGAGUUGACAGGAGAAAUUCCAAGAGAAAUUGGGAACCUUACUCUUGCUACUGAGAUUGACUUUUCAGAGAACCUGUUGACCGGAAGAAUACCAGCUGAGUUGGCUAAGAUUCCAGGGCUACAAUUGCUUCAUCUCUUCCAGAAUGUGCUUACCGGUGUCAUCCCAAAUGAGCUCACAACUUUGAAGAACCUGACUGAUGUUGAUCUCUCUAUCAAUUAUCUCAGAGGUACUAUUCCUGUUGGAUUUCAGGACUUGCUCUACUUGACCACCUUGCAACUCUUCAACAACUCACUAACUGGUUCCAUUCCUCGAGCGCUCGGAGCCAACAGUCGACUCUGGGUGCUUGAUGUAUCAUUCAACAACUUGGUGGGAAGAAUUCCAGUUCAUCUAUGCCAAAAUUCUAAGUUGAUGCUGUUGAACUUGGGUUCAAACAAGCUCAGUGGAAGUAUCCCUUAUGGGAUUUUAAGAUGCAAGUCUUUGGUGCAGCUUCGUCUCUUUGCUAACAACUUUCGAGGCAGGUUUCCUUCCACUUUGUGCAGACUUGUUAAUCUUUCUGCACUGGAAUUGGAUCAGAAUGACUUCACUGGUCCUCUUCCUCCACAAAUUGGUAACUGCAUAAGCUUGCAGAGACUUCACCUUUCCAACAAUCGUUUUUCGUCUGAGCUGCCAAAAGAAAUGGGUAACCUCUCGCAGUUAGUGACCUUUAAUGUCUCAACAAAUUAUCUUUAUGGUAGAUUACCUUUGGAACUGUUCAAUUGCAAGAAGCUCCAACGGCUUGAUCUCAGCCAUAACAAAUUUGUAGGUCCUUUUCCAGGUGAGAUAGGAACUCUUUCUCAGUUGGAGCUUCUGAGAUUCACAGGAAAUAACUUUUCAGGGCAAGUUCCAGCGUCAAUAGGGAAACUUGUGCGCUUGACUGAAUUGCAAAUGAGUGAAAACUCGUUCAGUGGUUGCAUACCGGCCGAGUUGGGUGCCCUCUCGGCCUUACAGAUCACAUUGAAUCUCAGUCAUAAUGAACUCACAGGCCAAAUCCCCUUUGAGCUUGGGAAACUUAACAUGCUAGAAUCCCUCCAACUCAACAACAACCAUUUGAGUGGUCAAAUUCCAUCCACCUUUGUGCAACUAUCAAGUUUGUUGGCCUGCAACUUCUCAAACAAUGAUCUUUCUGGGCCUUUACCUUCCUUACCCUUCUUCCAGAACUCGACAUCCAGCUGCUUCUUUGGAAAUAAAGGACUGUGCGGUGGAAUUCUUCGUCCUUGCCCGAAAAAUGCUUCGCCCUCUCCAAAUAAACUAGGGAAGGUACUGGCUAUAGCUGCAGCUGUCGUUAGUGCUGUUUCUUUAGUUCUGAUUGUGGUAAUUAUAUAUCUCAUGAUACGUCCGGUGGAUUCCGUUUCGCCACAGCUAGACGUUGACACAUCACAUGCUCCACCUGUUUCAGACAUGUACUUCUUCUCAAAGGAGGUCUUAACAUUCCAAGACGUGGUUGAAGCCACUGAAAAUUUCCACCCCAAAUAUAUCAUUGGAAAAGGUGGCACUGGUACUGUGUACAGAGCAGAUAUAUCAACCAGUGACACAAUUGCUAUUAAGAAGCUAGAUUUGAGCCGGGAAGGCGUGGUCUUAAAUGACAGCUUCCGCGCUGAAAUUUCUACCUUGGGAAAAAUACGUCACAGAAAUAUUGUGAAAUUGCAUGCCUUCUGCACCUAUCAUGGCUCAAAACUAAUACUUUACGAGUACAUGGCUAAGGGUAGCUUGAGGGAGUUAUUGCAAGGAGCAACUUGUAGUCUUGAUUGGCGUAAAAGAUUUAGAAUUGCCCUUGGAGCUGCACAAGGACUAUCUUAUUUGCACCAUGAUUGCAAGCCUAGGAUAAUCCACCGUGACAUUAAGCCUAGUAACAUACUCAUUGAUCAUGAAUUUGAAGCUCAUGUUGGUGACUUUGGCUUGGCAAAGCUGAUUGAUGUGUCAACGUCUAAAUCAGUGUCUGCAGUUGCAGGUUCUUAUGGCUACAUUGCCCCAGAGUAUGCAUAUACCGUGAAAGUGACUGAAAAAUGUGACGUAUAUAGCUAUGGUGUUGUCCUUUUGGAGCUACUGACUGGCAAGAAGGCAGUGCAACCAAUAGAUCAAGGUGGUGAUCUCGUGUCAUGGGUGAAAAAUCAUAUACACAAACAUUCUUUAUCACUGGACAUUUUUGAUACUCGAUUGAACCUGCAUCUAUUGGAUAAAAUACUUGUUGCUCAGAUAUGUGAUGUCUUGAAAAUUGCUGUGAUCUGCACUGAUACGUGUGCUUCAAGGCGCCCGAGUAUGCGCAAAGUUGUGUCAAUGCUUGUAAGUUCUAGUAAUCGAGUAGAGCAACCAUCUUCAUUAUCUUCUCCAUGUGAAGAAUCAAGAUGCUAAUAAACCUGAAUAAUUUGUGUAAAGUGUAAAGAAAGUUUAACUUGUUUAACAUGGUACUA